Molecule: messenger RNA, 2624 nt
Organism: Morone saxatilis (striped sea-bass)
Lineage: Eukaryota; Metazoa; Chordata; Actinopteri; Moronidae
Gene: melk
Product: maternal embryonic leucine zipper kinase
Biological process (GO): protein phosphorylation; intracellular signal transduction; microtubule cytoskeleton organization
Cellular component (GO): cytoplasm
Molecular function (GO): tau-protein kinase activity; protein serine/threonine kinase activity; ATP binding
Source: RefSeq, a predicted model, not a curated record
GAUGACCUGCCUCGUGUGAAGGUGGAGAUUGAGGCCAUGAAGAGCCUGAGUCAUCAGCACGUCUGUCGCCUCUACCACGUCAUAGAGACCUCCACCCAGAUCUUCAUGGUGCUGGAGUACUGUACGGGUGGGGAGUUGUUCGACUACAUCAUAGCAAAGGACCGUCUGUCCGAGGAGGAGACCAGGGUGUUUUUCAGACAAAUUGUGUCUGCGAUGGCUUAUGUCCACAGCCAGGGAUACGCACACCGGGACCUCAAACCGGAAAACUUACUGAUUGAUGAAGACCACAACUUGAAGCUCAUAGACUUUGGACUGUGUGCCAAACCUAAGGGAGGUUUGAAUUAUGAGCUGAUGACGUGUUGUGGGAGCCCUGCGUACGCUGCUCCUGAACUCAUCCAGGGAAAAGCAUACAUUGGUUCAGAGGCUGAUGUGUGGAGUAUGGGAGUGCUGCUGUUCGCUCUGCUCUGUGGAUACCUGCCCUUUGAUGAUGACAACUGCAUGGUCCUCUACAGGAAGAUUGCAAGAGGUAAAUAUGAUAACCCUCGGUGGCUCUCUCCAGGCAGCAUCCUCCUCCUCAACCAGAUGAUGCAGGUGGACCCCAAGCGGCGUAUAACUGUUCGACAGCUGCUGGACCAUCCCUGGGUGAUGAAAGAAUACAACAGCCCCGUGGAGUGGCACAGCCAGCAGCCGCUCGGGCACAUAGAUGUGGACUGUAUCACUGAGAUGGCUGUCAACCUGAAACGAUCGAGGGAGAGCACCACAGCGCUGGUCAAGGAGUGGCGAUAUGACCAGACCACAGCCACCUACCUGCUGCUGCUGUCAAAGAAGCAGAGGGGCAAACCUGUCCGCCUACGCCCUGAACCACCAGUCUGUGAGGACUCUUGCUCUCCACUGCUCCAGGGAAUACAGACUAGGGAAGGCCUUCACUUCAGCGAGGAUGAAGACGCUGUGAUUGUGGGUUCUCUGGACUUUUGCUCAGACUACAUUGAUGAUAGCCCGUGGGUUUCAGUCACACAGUAUACACCCCAGGGGGUCAGAGGUCAGCCAGAUGGAGCUACAAACAACAAAGAUGCGAGACUAGCAUCUCCAUCAGUGGAGAAAAGAUGUGCUUACAGCCCAACCCCAGAGAGGGUGCGAACGACCACACAGCACGGACAGGAGAGGAGGGACAGAGUCCGAGAGCGAACUAGUGAGAACAAGGAGAAUAUCGCCGUGCAGGACAAAGAUGUUGAAAUAUUUGCGUUGCCUCCUCCUUGGACUCCGGUGUCCAGUAAGAAGAACGCACGACCCAACAAGAAUGUGUUGACCACACCCAAUCAAAAUGCUAACGUCAAUGGCACUAAAACCAAUGUAGGCACACCAAAAGGUGAAGGCAGUGCCUCUAAAGAGCACAAUAAGAAGAGGGCAGCAGAGAACAAGGAGCUUCCAAACGUUGAAAUACUGGCCUUCAGUCCUGAGCGAAGGUCUCGGUCUUUGGACAUGGCUGGUAUUGGAGACAGCGGGAAGAAGAAGAGAGGAGGAAAGGUGUUUGGUUCCCUGGAGAGAGGCCUGGAUAAAGUGAUCACAAUGCUCACUCCCAGCAAGAGACGAGCCAUGCGUGACGGCCCACGCAAGAUCAAGGCGCAGUACAACGUCACUCUGACCAGUCAGACCAACCCAGACCAGGUCCUUAACCAGAUCCUCUCCAUCCUGCCGGAGAAAAACGUUGAUUUCACACAGAAAGGGUAUACUCUGAAGUGUCAAACCUGGGGCGACUUUGGGAAGGUAACCAUGGCAUUUGAGCUGGAGGUGUGCCUGCUCCAGAGGCCGGAGGUCGUCGGGGUCCGCCGCCAGAGGCUGAAGGGCGACGCCUGGGUCUAUAAGCACCUGGUGGAAGACAUCCUCUCCACAUCCAGGAUCUAAAUAAUGCACUUUCCUGUCAAUAUCACUUCCAGUGUCAGUGGACACUAGCUUUUUUGUGUCAGCAACAUGACACACCCAUUGUCCAAGUAUUUAGGAGGAUUGAUUAGUGAUUGAUGUACAGAUUCGAACAUAGGAUGGUGUCUCAGCAACAUUAAUGAUCAGUCCUACAUUAUUUAUAGUGAAUAUUUGAAAUUGUCCACAGGCCAACCUGCAAUCCCCAGAGUACAUGUUACAUUAAAUUUAUGAGCAUUACAUGUCAAGAAUCUGUAAAAAUAUCUUGUUUUAUGUAGAAUAUUGUUGUUUUACUCCCCGCCUUCGUAAGCUGAAUAGGAUCUGUGUCAGUCCUCUUGAAAUGAAUGUGUGUGUGUGUGUGUGUGUGUGUGUGUGUGAGAGAGAGAAAUCUAACCACGCUAUUUACAGCAUACCUUCUGGCUACUUAUUACCAUAUUUAUGUCUUGAUGUUGUUAUUCAUCCCUGUAGGAGCUAAACUUGAUUGAAUAACAUAAAGAAGCAGAACAAUUAUUAAUUUACUGUCAUUGUUUUUUGAUGUACAUGUACGUGUUUACAAUUCUUCCGUUAUGACAUUUUUACAUGGUUGUCUGUUGUAGGAUGUGUCUGCUUUACUUUCUUAUUAGUGCUUCUUGUCUAGUUUUAAACUGUCUGUCACAUCGUAUCUGUAAGAUUUUUACUGGCAUGUAAAAGGAGCAAAAUAAAUGGUUUCU